This is a messenger RNA of Cavia porcellus (domestic guinea pig), 2703 nucleotides long. It is a transcript of the gene Cdhr5, whose product is annotated as cadherin related family member 5. Gene Ontology annotation, cellular component: adherens junction; plasma membrane; catenin complex. Bases 85 to 2604 code for a protein of 839 amino acids. The record is from RefSeq and is a predicted model, not a curated record. The transcript has 15 exons. Lineage: Eukaryota; Metazoa; Chordata; Mammalia; Rodentia; Caviidae. Gene Ontology annotation, molecular function: calcium ion binding; cadherin binding. Gene Ontology annotation, biological process: cell-cell adhesion mediated by cadherin; adherens junction organization; cell morphogenesis.
AAGUUCAAGUUCGUCUCUGAAGCAGGAAAGGCCCAGACCUGGACUGCAGGCUACCAGACCUUCCGGCAGGUGACAGCCGACAAGAUGGGGGCUAGUGCCCUGUUGUGGGCCCCCCUGCUGCUGCUCUGCAUGCUGCCUUGCCAACUCCCCGGGGCGGCAGCCCAGGACCAGGUCUGCUCAGUGGACAAGACCUUGAUCAGUGUCAAGGAGAACACAGAGAUCACUGGACCCCUGGUGAACAUCUCCAUCCCAGAUGGCCAGGACGUUAUCCUGGGGCCCUUGUCCACCCCCUCCACCUUCCAGAUCCUGGGGAACCAGCUGUUCCUCAAGGUGAUCCCUGAUUACGAGGAGAAUACCAUGCUGGAGGCUCACCUGGAGUGCAGGAGGGACCACACAAUGGUAACACAGCUGGUAGUGCUGGUGUCCGUGCUGGAUGUCAACGACAAUGCCCCAGAGUUCCCCUUUGAGACCCAGGAGUGGGAUGUGGCAGAGGAUACCAAAGUGAACUCGACAGUUAUCCCUGAGGCUAAACUGACGGCUACCGACAAGGACAAAGAGGACAACUUGUUCUACACCCUCCAGGAAGUGACCCCGAACGCCAGCAGCUUUUUCUCUCUGGAGGGGAUGAACCGCCCAGCCCUGCGGCUGGACCGGUCCCUGGACUACUACCAGUCGCAGAACAUGACCUUCCAGCUGCUGGUCCGGGACACUCGGGAGGAGGACAUGGAGCCCAGCCACACAGCCACGGCCACCCUGGUCUUGCAUGUGCUGCCGGCUGAUCUGAGGCCCCCCUGGUUCCUACCCUGCUCCUACUCAGAUGGCUAUGUCUGCAUCCAGGCCCAGUACAAUGGGGCUGUCCCCACAGGGCACACCCUGCCAUCUCCCCUCAUCCUGCAUCCUGGACCCAUCUAUGCUGUGGAUGGGGACUGGGCCAUCAAUGCACCCAUCAUCUACAGCAUUGUAGGGGGGAACAUGGACAACACUUUUGCCAUUGACCCAGACUCUGGUAACCUUACCAUGGCCAAGAUCGUCCCCAGUCCCAUGACCUUCAUCUUGCUAAUCAGGGGGGACCAGGCUGACAGGGUCCGAUACUCAGUGACCCAGGUCACUGUGGAGGCCCGCUCUGCCACUGGCAGCCUGCCCCACUUUCCCCAGAACCUGUAUCGUGGCAUUGUGGCACCUGGCUCUCGGGCUGGUGUGGCUGUCAGGGAUGCAGCCUCACCAUCCCAGCCUCUGAGGAUCCAGGCUCAGCACCCUGACUUCCCGGACCUCAACUCAGCCAUCAUAUACCAAAUCACCAACUGCUCUGAGUUCCGGAUGGAGGGGGAGGCCGUGCUGACUGCCACAGUGCUGGAGCAUGAGGGAAUCUUCUAUGCAAAGGUGGAGGCUACAAACACCGUGACCGGGGGUACAACGACUGCCGUUGCUGAGAUUUGGGUUUCAGAGCAGGUACCCCCCACCACAGGCACAACACUGAGGCCUGUCAUCCCCGCCACACCUGGGGGGCUCCCUGGUUUAGGAGCCAGCACCACCACUCGGCCAUCCAUUCCAGGUGGGGUCUCAGCUCAGACCCCGAAGCCAGGGACCUCUCGGCUGACGACCACCAGGGUGGCAACCGGCUCGUCCACCCGGCCAGCCACUGGUGGGGUCUCAACUCAGACCCCAAAGCCAGGGACCUCUCGGCUGACGACCACCAGGGUGGCAACCGGCUCGUCCACCCGGCCAGCCACUGGUGGGGUCUCAACUCAGACCCCAAAGCCAGGGACCUCUCGGCUGACGACCACCAGGGUGGCAACCGGCUCAUCCACCCGGCCAGCCACUGGUGGGGUCUCAACUCAGACCCCAAAGCCAGGGACCUCUUGGCUGACGACCACCAGGGUGGCAACCGGCUCCUCCACCCGGCCAGCCACUGGUGGGGUCUCAACUCAGACCCUGAAGCCAGGGACCUCUCCGUUAAGGCCGCCUGGGUCCAGCAGGACCUCCCCAGUCUCAGGGACACCAGAAGACACCAUUGAGGAAGACAAGCACUUCUCCACAGUGGACAUGGCGAUCUUGGGAGGGGUGCUGGGUGCGCUGCUGCUGCUCGCCCUCAUUGGCCUGGUUGUGCUCCUCACUAAGCACUAUGGGUACCGGUGGCACUGCUGUUCCAGCAAAGCUACGGAACCCCAGUCCCAUGGCUUUGAUAACCAGGCCUUCCUGGAUGACCAUGAGGCCACCAAGGCAUCUGCCCCAAGCCCCAAGCCAGGCCCCACACCUGUGGAGACAUCGUCUACACCCCUGGAUCCUGAGCCCCUGAGCUCCGAGUCACCCAACUCUGAGCUCCAAGCCCCAGAGCCCAGUGGCCCUGAGCCCCCUGUGGCCAUCAGAGCUGCUGGGGACAGCCCCUCGGCUGUGAGGUCCAUCUUGACCAAAGAGCGGCGGCCUGAAGGUGGCUACAAGGCUGUGUGGUUUGGGGAGGACAUUGGCGCAGAGGCCGAUGUCGUGGUCCUCAACACACCCGAGGCUGUUGAGGACAGGGAUGGCAACUCUGAGGGCAGUGGCGAAGAGGACAUGGACCAGGAUAAGAGUCCCCUUGAUGAGCUGGAUGACUCUACCUACAUCUAACACUGCCUGCCCUGACAAGCUGUGCGACUCUACCUACAUCUAGCACUGCCUGCCCUGGUGUCCCCUCCCCCAGAAUAAAGUGGCCAUUUGGACCCCAGA